Molecule: messenger RNA, 1167 nt
Organism: Rotaria sordida
Lineage: Eukaryota; Metazoa; Rotifera; Eurotatoria; Philodinida; Philodinidae
Source: the annotation of a GenBank genome assembly
GCAAAACGUUGUGUUUGAAAUCACUGGUGUAUUUAUUGUAUUGUGCCAUCAUGAAAACAGUGUAAAGAAACAGUAUGAAAUCAUUCGAUAAAUAGAGAGCACGAACAUUUAUGUUCAAGGAUUAAUUGUUCAACGUGGAAAUAGGCAACGAAACUGAUGAGAAAAAAAGAAUAGAUAAAUACAAGCCACAGCACAAGUCCAAUGUUUCUUUGAACUUCGAUUCUUGGCUUGACAGGUUAUGACUAAAUUUCAUAAUGAUAUUUCUAUAUUAAUCCCGAAUACGUAUUCACAAUCAUAGUCUUUCAUAGAGCCGAUAGAAAUAUCUGGCAAUGAGCUAUCAAAUGUGCACAUAAAAAUUGCGCGUGCAUACGUCUAUUUACAUGCGAACGGAGAAAAGCUAGAGAUGCAAUAGUCUACCUUUGCAGAGUGUAGUGAAAAUAAUACUAUGUUUUCUUUUGAUGCGUUUUUCUCGCUUCGAUUUCUAUUUGAUUCAUGAUUGUCCUACAUCAAAAGAUGCAGUCGAAUCUGCACUUUCUUUCUAUGGGUUUGGUUGUAGGAAAAGGACAAACUAUAGGGAAGAAAAGUGAAAAAUACUAAUAGAGGAAAACCAAUUGAGGUUCACUGUAUAUAAGGUAGAAACUUUGCACCCAUUCCAAUCCCAUCGCUCUCCCUCUCAGAAACCGUGACAGGCACUACGGCAGCCAAUCUUAGUAGCAAUCCAUUACAGACUGUAAUACCUGCUAGUCACAGACCAUUACAAAACAUGACAUAACUUGUUGAUACGCGAUCAGAGACCGUUUAUCAAUGACGGCUUGUAAUAAUAUACUCAUUAUUUCUUUUUUGCAUUUCUGGAGGAUUGAGUAAAAGCAGAAUGAAGAAAUGUCUCCACAAUAUAUUUUAAAAAAAUAAUCUCUCUAUGAUUACCAACAGCUACAUCGUGUUUCACAUUUUAAGCUUACAGUAUUUGCGCUAACACCUUUAUUUAUUACUUUUUUCGUUUUAGGUCUCAAUCCACCAACAGCAGAUAAUCGGUUAUCAUAUGUGGACUAUGAUGAUCAACGUGAUUUAGCAUCUAAAUUAUUCCAAUGGCAAUGUCCACGAUGUACAUUUCUUAACAAUGAUUCAUUUCGCAUAUGUGAAAUGUGUUCAUAUGAAAAAGGUUCUUAG